Messenger RNA from Diceros bicornis minor, 1816 nucleotides. RefSeq names its product dynein axonemal assembly factor 4 (gene DNAAF4). The transcript is spliced from 10 exons. The record is from RefSeq and is a predicted model, not a curated record. Gene Ontology annotation, molecular function: nuclear estrogen receptor binding. Gene Ontology annotation, biological process: heart development; cilium movement; inner dynein arm assembly. NCBI's taxonomy places the organism in Eukaryota, Metazoa, Chordata, Mammalia, Perissodactyla, Rhinocerotidae. The coding region runs from base 201 to 1463 and encodes 420 amino acids.
AAGGACAAGACCCUCGACAGCGGUCUACCUGUUGCCCAGGGGGCCCAGGCAGUUGCGAGAGGAGCCCGCGGGGCGGUCCCAGGGGCGCCGCAGCCCGGCCUGACCCGGAAGGGCUGACGCGUGGUAACCCCGGCUUCCCUAGCAACCGAGCGGGCGCCGGGCCUCGCCCGCCGCGCCGUGCGCUCCCGCCGACUCCCGGGAUGCCCCUGCAGGUUAGCGACUACAGCUGGCAGCAGACGAAGGUUGCGGUCUUUAUCUCCGUGCCUCUCCGAGGCGUCUGCGUCAGAGACGCGGACGUGUUCUGCACGGAAAACUAUCUGAAGGUCAACUGUCCUCCAUUUUUAUUUGAAGUGUUUCUCUAUGCUCCCAUAGACGAUGAGAGCAGCAAAGCCAAGAUUGGGAAUGACGCUAUUGUUUUCACUUUAUAUAAAAAAGAAGCGGCCAUGUGGGAGACCCUUUCUAUGUCAGGUGUUGACAAAGAGACGAUGCAAAGAAUAAGGGAGAAAUCUAUUUUACAAGCACAAGAAAGAGCAAAAGAAGCUACAGAAGCAAAAGCUGCAGCAAGACGGGAGGAUCAAAAAUAUGCACUGAAUGUCAUGAUGAAGAUUGAAGAAGAAGAGAGGAAAAAAAUAGAAGAUAUGAAAGAAAAUGAACGGAUAAAAGCAACUAAAGAAUUGGAAGCCUGGAAAGAACAUCAGAGAAAAGCUGAAGAACAAAAAAGAAUUCAGAGAGAAGAGAAAUUACAUCAGCAAGAAAAACAAAUUGAAGAAGAGAGAAAAAAAUUAAAACAUAAAAGUCUUACUAGAAAUUCAGCUCCUAGAAAUCUUGCUACAAAAGGGAGAAGUUCGGAAAAUAUAUUUUUUGACAAGUUAAAGGAAGACAGUAUUCCUGCUCCUCGCUCUGUUGGCAGUAUUAAAGUCAACUUCACCCCUCGAGUAUUCCCAACUGCUCUCCGGGAAUCACAAGUAGCAGAAGAAGAAGAGUGGCUACGAAAACAGGCAGAGGCACGAAGAGCAAUGAAUACCGAUAUCCCUGAACUUUCUGAUUUAAAAGAAGAAGAAAAGAACCCAGAAUGGUUGAAGGACAAAGGAAACAAAUUAUUUGCAACAGAAAACUAUUUGGCAGCUAUUAAUGCAUACAACUUAGCCAUCAGACUAAAUAAUAAGAUUCCAGUAUUGUAUUUGAAUCGGGCUGCUUGCCACCUAAAACUAAAAAACUUGCACAAAGCCAUCGAAGAUUCUUCUAAGGCACUAGAAUUAUUAACACCACCUGUUGCAGACAAUGCUAAUGCAAGAAUGAAGGCACAUGUACGACGUGGAACAGCAUUCUGUCAACUAGAAUUGUAUAUAGAAGGCCUACAGGAUUAUGAAGCUGCACUUAAGAUUGAUCCAUCCAACAAAAUUGUACAAAAUGAUGCUGAGAAGAUUCGGAAUAUAAUUCAAGGAACAGAAUUAAAAUCCUAAUGACUACUAGAAGCAACUAGGCUCUUCUACUUACCAUCCCAAUCAGAAAACAAGACUGGGCCCAACAGCUGCCCUAAGGGCAAAAGAUAUAUCCUGGAAGGAGGUAGAAGAAGAGAAAGGCUUAAGUCGUUAUUAUUAAUGUUUUUGACCCUAUCCUCUAAAUAAAGUCUUGGUUUAAAUGCAACAGACACUCAUUUAUAUCCAUGAAAUACUUGACCUCUUUUGAGCAAUCGCCUAUGGUUUGCUAGGAACUUCUGUCUUAGAUUGAAGUGGUGAUAGAGUGAAAAUAUUGAUACAGACAUUCCCAUUUCCUUCCCCUAUAAUAGUGUUGUCAUUAAAGCGUAUGAAUAAAA